AUGCUCUUAAGGUUCAUACGGACAAAACGUAUAUAUAAGAUAUAGCUAACUUUAGCUCUUGAAUGCGUGUUAAUUCUAUAAAGUUAUGUUUUAAAUUGUAAUGUUUUUAGAAGCUGCGGUUGUUGUCAACGUCCUUAUGAUUUAUAACCUAACUUUUUUUUUAGCUUUCCUGUUCAAAAGGAGAAGCAAAAAUGAAGCACUUAAGGAAAUCCUCGACGAGAUGAUCGAUGAGUUUUUUAUGGAAACUAAUUUGCAGGGAGAAGUCAACCAAAUUCUGCUGGAACAACUGAAAGAACCCAUUGUUAAAUGGAAGCAUUCGGUAACGCAUCUUCUAGAUCCUGCUGAGUCUGACGCCCACCGUGAUGAAUUCUAUCAUAAGGUAAUAGCUGACAUGAGAGAACAUCUUUCCUACCGACCACCACCCCCGCCAUCCGACGACCAGCCUAGCUCUGAUGACGAAAAGACUUAUUUCAUUUUUAGCCAGCAAAAUAUCAAGAAGCCUUGCUACCUGGGGGCCAAUGAUCUUUACUUCGAGGUUCAGCUCGGAACGUCUGAGCUAGUCUACAGCUGUCUGCCGAUUUCCUCUGACAUGAUCAAAGCCAUCCGCAACCGACUUCUACCCUACAACACUAACAAGAAAUGCCCCAUAUGUAUGUCAAAGUAUGUGGCGACUGACACAGUGAGGAAAUUAUCGUGUGGUCAUCAUUUUCAUAGCUCCUGCAUCUAUUAUUGGUUUACUAAAGGCUAUACAACAUGUCCAGUCUGUAGACACGUCACGGACCAGUUCGUCCCAUCCGUAGUUUUUGAAUACAACCUGAGACCUUUUACGACACUUCACUCCAAGAACAUUCCAAACAGCAGGCUACCUCCAUUUAUUUACAGAUUAAAAUUAAGAAAAGAUCAAGAUGAAUCGACUAAGUAUAUCAUUCUGGACUACAUUCCUAUUAUGCUAAUACCCAAUGGUAAAAGUCAAGAGGCUUCUUCAUUUAGGCAUAAGCCCCCGGUGACUCCAGAAAAUGGCGGUGACUGGUUGGCUCGACGACAUGAGAGACUUUAUUUCAUUCAAAAAUGAUACUAUUAAAUGCGUGUAUGUGUUUGUUCUAUUCUACAUGUUUAAGUGUGUACAUAAUUUUAUACAUAUAUUGUUUGAGUCUGUGUGUAAAUGAGUUAAUGCGCAUAAUAUAUUUUUAUUUUCUAUACAUUUUUUUGAUUUCUGACGUUAAAUUUGACCGUUAUGACUUAAAAUUAAUUGAAAUAAAAUUUCAAUUUCUAUGCUCAAGUAUAAUCAUAUUUUACGUCUUGAUAUUUUAUAUUUUUCCAUAUUUUUAUAUUUUAAAGACACUGGUACAAUUUUUUUUAGAAAUUUUUACAAUAUUUCAUAAAGCAAUUACAUAUAAUUGAAUAGAUAAUUUUUUUUAAAGCAAUGAUGUCAAACUCGCCAAUUAAUUCAAUAGCAUGUGU
Messenger RNA from Helobdella robusta, 1461 nucleotides. RefSeq lists its product as hypothetical. The transcript has 6 exons. The coding region runs from base 101 to 1072 and encodes 323 amino acids. The record is from RefSeq and is a predicted model, not a curated record. NCBI's taxonomy places the organism in Eukaryota, Metazoa, Annelida, Clitellata, Rhynchobdellida, Glossiphoniidae. Gene Ontology annotation, cellular component: nucleoplasm; cytoplasm.